Messenger RNA from Nomia melanderi (Alkali bee), 1465 nucleotides. RefSeq names its product zinc finger protein 346. NCBI's taxonomy places the organism in Eukaryota, Metazoa, Arthropoda, Insecta, Hymenoptera, Halictidae. The record is from RefSeq and is a predicted model, not a curated record. Gene Ontology annotation, molecular function: nucleic acid binding; zinc ion binding.
UAUUGUACCUCGUAAUGUCUUUUCUAAGUGCACGUGGUUUUAAUUGUAAUUUCAAACCUCUCUCAAAUUGUGCGCAGUAUGUAUUCUACCCGCAUGGCAAUUACUGAACGCACCUUCAGUGACGACACACUAGGAACUCUCGAGUUCUAUCAGCCUAUCAAAUUAAAUUGAAUUGUAACAUUUUGAAAUAAUGUUCCUAACAGAAACAGGCUACCAACUCGAAAACUUUGUGUGUCUAACGUACUGAAGAGAUAAGCUGGUUUCAUUUACAAAUACAGUUGCCCGCUAAAUAACAUUCAAGAUCCAUUGUAGACGGAAAAAAUUGACUACACAAUUUCGACAUUCUUAAGAUUUAUCGUAGCAGUAUUCGAUAUCGCAAAUAGCUUCAAUAAUGGCUGUAUCAUCAGAAAAUGUAAUGAACCCAAGUCUAAAUGAUCCCGUAACAAAAGCAGUAGUGGAUAAUAUAAUGGGUAAUCUACCCACAAAGAAACCUUUUGUUCGUUGUGAUGACUGUGAUCUAUCAUUUACAAGUCAAACAGUGUUAGAUACACAUUUACAAGGUGCCAGGCAUGCUAAACAGAUUAGAUCCAAGAAUAUAAUGGCAUCUCUUGAAGAAACAAAAGUGGCAUUUACAAAAGAUGAGGAAACGAAUGGAUUAAAAUGUAAUGUGUGUAAUGUGUGCCUGAACUCUAUACAACAAUUACAGACACAUUUAAAUGGGAGCCGGCACAAAAAAAAAGCAAUGAGAGGUGAGUGGGGAGGCAAGGAUGUUGGAAGUCCAAUGACAUCAACUCCCACAAAUGCCCAGGACAACUCAACAUCGAAAAGUGUAUCACUUUCAUGCAACAUGUGCAACAAGAUUUUUAAUUCCCCAACGCAGUACAAUGUGCAUAUAACAUCGAAGAAACACACUAGUAAGUUAAAACAGGCAAAAAUUCAAAAGAAGAAAAGGCUCUUUCCAUAUUGGAAAAAACCUAAACCUGGUGCAAAUCCCAAAAAUCUUGUUCAGUCAUUGUCAAAUAAUUUUGUACCAGGAGGUUUCACAAAUCAAACUUAGAAAAAAAAAAUAUUACAAUCAAUAUAUCUAUUUUAAUACAUAUACAAAUUUUUUACUUCUGUACAUUGUAUUCUUUGAAGAGCGAACGAGAAACAAUUUAAAAAUCAUUUCAUAUAAGAUGCCAAUUUAAUAUUUAAUUUAAUGGAACAUUCAUGAUUUGCUAUGUACUCAAUUUUACACUUCCCCUUUGCGCACUUUUGUUGUUCUAUGUCAUGUAACAUAUUAAAAAAGGAAAACUGCUAAUUAGUAUGAUUUUUGAUAAAUAUAUUUAAUGAUUGAUGAAAACAUUAGAAAUCAAUCAUGUAAUGUAUGUGUUACCUAUUUUAGACAAUGAAAUAUGUUUCAAGCAUUUGUAAUACCUUUAUUAUUAGAUGAAGUGACACAAGGAGAUACUGAUGUACUGUAUGA